Dentiscutata heterogama is the source of this 306-nucleotide messenger RNA. The record is from the annotation of a GenBank genome assembly. Lineage: Eukaryota; Fungi; Glomeromycota; Glomeromycetes; Diversisporales; Gigasporaceae.
AUUUCAUCUAUAGAACAACAUGCUAUACGUGCAUUCUCCUAUGCUUUGGACGCAAUUCCCAUGGCAUUAGCUGAAAAUUCUGGGCUUUCCCCAAUAGAAACUUUGGCUGAUAUCAAAUCACGUCAAGUGACCGAGAACAAUAGUCGCCUUGGUAUUGAUUGCACGAUGAAGGGGUCUAAUGAUAUGAAAGAACAAUUUGUUUAUGACCCUCUUAUUUCCAAAAGACAACAAUAUUUAUUGGCAACUCAACUUGUAAAGAUGAUUCUCAAGAUUGAUGAUGUUAUCAUUGCGGGUACUAGCGAAUAA